GGUUAUGGGAUGGGAAGCUGGGUUAUGGGAUAGGGGGCACUGGGUCACGGAAACUGACUGGGUCCCAUGGGGUUAAAAAGUUGGUGCUGUGCUUCGGACAGAUGAAUUGAUGAGAUUUCUGAAGUGGUGAGCUGGUGCGUGUAUGUUGUGUGAGCUGUGCUUGUUGAUGUGUCUGUGCAGGGGGUGUUGCUGUGUCUGUGCAGAGGGGGGGCGUCGAUGUGUCCGUGGAGAGGCGGUGUUGUGGGCUCGCGGUGGGAGUUGACGUCGAUGUCGAUGUUGAGGUUGAGACAAGCAUCGGGACCGAGAAGUGCCACUGUCGAUGCCGAUGUGAGAGAACGCUGACCCCAUUCCUCGCCGUCCAACUCCCCCGGUGUGACUGCCCGGCUUUAGGGUCGUCUGUCGCUGCUCGAGUCUGUUUUUGACGCGUCGAAUACACUGUAGUUUGAAGUUCGGAGUUCGAAGUUCGAUGCCGCGCACAAGUGCGAGAGCGAGGGCUUGUCGGGUCGUGCAUAGCACGCCGGCAUAUGGGUCACUGGAUACUACAGACCAGGAUGCGCUGCAUGUGUGCAGGCCUUGCGUGUUGCGGAACAGCGGAACAGGACGCCUCCGUAGUCGUGUGUCUGGCAGUGUUCUGCGGGGCUUCUGGGGCAGCCGACGCCGGUCGGGUGGCGUUGCGAAUAGCGAACACUGGAUCCGCGGGCUUGGGGGGUCUGUCGUAGGACUCGUCCGCCUUGGGGUGUUCGUCUGCAGUGUUUUGCUGGGUGCCUCUCGGUUUCGUGCGCGGUUGUGGGGGAUCCGGCGGCACUGUGGCGGGUGCGGGUGCGGGUGUGGGUGCGCGCGGCGGAUCAGCGAGAUCGUAUGCUGCGACACUUGUCUUUCUCAGAGUGUUCCUUGGGAAGCUCGAGCUGAGUGCCUCCGAGCUUGGCGGGCUGGUCUGGGGCGUCCGUCGCUGGUGGGAUGGUGGUUGGGGGAUCGUAUGCCAGAGCACUUGUCCGGGUUGGAGCGUCCGUUGGAGAUAUUUGAUGAGCGCCUUUAGGCUGGAUGUGGUAAUCUGUUACUACUCUCUGUUUUAUAGCAUCCGGCGUCGUUCUUGGGGCUGGGGGUUGUUCCAUCAGGC
Molecule: messenger RNA, 1117 nt
Organism: Boeremia exigua
Lineage: Eukaryota; Fungi; Ascomycota; Dothideomycetes; Pleosporales; Didymellaceae
Exons: 1
Coding region: 467-1036 (189 amino acids)
Source: RefSeq, a predicted model, not a curated record